AUGGAUCUUGCCGAAGACAGCCCAUAUACGACCAUGGACGGGAAUGCCGCAUCUGCUCCUGAUGAAAAAGAAAUGCAGCAUCGGUCAAAUUCUGGUGGAAUGAUGGAUGGUAUUAUGGGUAAAGAUAGGCUAGAUGAGGAUGUCUCUGAAGAACGAUGCAGCCGUUCAGGCUGUCCCAGUCGAUUCAAAAAAGACGGUUUCAAUUGCAAGGAAUGCCAGUCGCAGAUAUAUUGCAGUAACGUAUGCGCAGAGAGACAUUGGCCGGAACACAAACUUACUUGCGAGUGUCUUAAUUAUGUUCUGAGCAUCGACAUGUGUUUCGAGAGAUAUCGCAACAAUCGGCCUGGUUGUAUCAUGUCCUGUCCAGCAAGAGCCACCUUUGAGGACUUUUACCAAGCACUCAGCAUCUCCUUGCCUUGUCUUGAACCUGUAUACCGCUUUUACAUCUUUGACAGGGGCCAGAUAAAUGCUGCGAUUAGCCAUUAUCCACGACCUGAAAAGAUUAUUACGAGACCGGGAUCAAGCUCUAGUGUAUUAGAUUAUCGCCCUGAUCUACGACAAUUACUAGGACAAAUUCAGAAGACCUGGCAGUAUAUGACCUUAUUCAUGGACAGAGCACCAAUUUCUCCAUUUCUGCUUAUGUGGAGUGGUGCCUUUCGAUGUAUAGAGGAUUAUGGCAAAGGCCAAAAUUUUAUGACCUUGAGACUUGCAUAUGAAGCUUCUGAACCGACACAAGAACAGAGAGAAUUGCUCUCUUGGUACGAAUCAAUCAAAGCCUCGAAGGCUACCAGAGAAGGAAUCAACCAAACUCUGAGCCUUAUACGCACCGUCCUAUUCGAAGUUACUAAGGAAAUGGUUGAAGUCCAGAGAAAGAAGAGCUCCUCAAGAACUAUCAAAGUGCACAUCCUGUACAACGAGUGCGAAGCCCAGUUCAAUAUGGGUCAGUGGGAGUCCACUCCUAACGAGAUUGAAUUACGAAAGGAAGAGCAGAUGGCGAGAUGUGUGAAGGAUAACACCACCGAAGUUACAUACUGA
Botrytis deweyae is the source of this 1035-nucleotide messenger RNA. RefSeq lists its product as uncharacterized. Lineage: Eukaryota; Fungi; Ascomycota; Leotiomycetes; Helotiales; Sclerotiniaceae. Bases 1 to 1035 code for a protein of 344 amino acids. The record is from RefSeq and is a predicted model, not a curated record. The transcript has 5 exons.